Messenger RNA from Aspergillus saccharolyticus JOP 1030-1, 930 nucleotides. RefSeq lists its product as uncharacterized. Bases 154 to 495 code for a protein of 113 amino acids. The transcript is spliced from 4 exons. Lineage: Eukaryota; Fungi; Ascomycota; Eurotiomycetes; Eurotiales; Aspergillaceae. The record is from RefSeq and is a predicted model, not a curated record.
AUUGAAUGAGCCCUAAAUAAAUACACCCAAACGCACCCCCCCUUCUUCCCUCUCUUUGUCAUUUCUACCUUCGUUCCUUCCUUUCUUUCUUUCUUUCCCCCCACUUUCGCUACUUGACUCUUUUCCAAACUCGUCUCUCAUUUUCCGAUCAUCAUGAAGCUCUCUCUCGCUCUUCUCGCCACUGCUGCUCUGACAGCCACGGGGGCCCUGGCUCUUCCUCACGGCGAUAUGGGGAUGGCCAGCUCGCCGAUGAGUAUGAGCUCAAUGGAGGACAGUCCCGACAGCGCCACUCAACCUACCCCCAAGGAGUCGUCCUCCACAACUUCGCCUUCUUCCAAGCCCAGCAGCAGCAGCAGUAGCACUAGCAGCAAGUCUAGCAGCACUCCCCAACCGAGUAAGAAGGCUGCCAAGCAGGAUUCAGAAAGCGAUCAAGACUUUCUCAGCGGCAUACUAGGCUCCCUUGGUCUCGGUGACCUUGGUAGUCUUGGUCUUUAAAUUUCUGUCUUGGGAUAUCUCGCUCUCCUGCCCGACCCUUACAGUCUGUCUGUUGCGACUGGGGUUUGUCUACAUCGGACCGUCCAUGUCUGGGCUACCUUCGAGGGCCGUGGUGCUAACGGCCAUUCGCCCGCCUGUCUAGCUGCGUUAGAUUAGAACUAGUCUCUUUCGCAUUGAUGGUGGUGGGCGGCCGAGGCUUAUCGAUCUGGCCAAGAUGAAUGGAAAAGCAAUGGACAAGAGGAGAAGGGAGAGCAAGUGUGCGGAGGAGAGAGAGGGGGACAGCAUUUGACUUUGUGGGGGUUUUCUUCAGUAUCUAUCGCUCAGACUAUUAUUAUUAUGAUUAGUAUUAUUAGAUCCGAAUUUAUGAAUCUGUCAAGUGUGACUGCGUUGUUGGUUUACAAAAGGUUGGCAGGUUGCGUAACCGAUACGAAAGUG